AUGCAUGAACGCUCUAAAGUGGUUGGCGCCGCUGCUUCCUUGCACAGCUGGUUGAGCGGCCCCGAGGAGGAGGCGAAGGAGGCAGCGGAGGAGAAGGAGGAGGGGGAGGCGAGGGAGGAGGAGGAGGAGAGGGAGGAGGGGGAGGUGAGGGAGGAGGGGGAGGCGAGGGAGGAGGAGGAGGCGAGGGAGGAGAGGGAGGAGGUGAAGGAGGGGAAGGAGGGGGAGGAGGGAAAAGAGCUAGAGGCGGAGCGGGCAUCACGACAGCUAUAA
This is a messenger RNA of Closterium sp. Naga37s-1, 270 nucleotides long. The record is from the annotation of a GenBank genome assembly. NCBI's taxonomy places the organism in Eukaryota, Viridiplantae, Streptophyta, Zygnematophyceae, Desmidiales, Closteriaceae.